This is a messenger RNA of Mizuhopecten yessoensis (Yesso scallop), 3453 nucleotides long. Its product is annotated as ubiquitin carboxyl-terminal hydrolase MINDY-3-like. The transcript is spliced from 12 exons. NCBI's taxonomy places the organism in Eukaryota, Metazoa, Mollusca, Bivalvia, Pectinida, Pectinidae. The coding region runs from base 84 to 1532 and encodes 482 amino acids. Gene Ontology annotation, biological process: protein K48-linked deubiquitination. The record is from RefSeq and is a predicted model, not a curated record. Gene Ontology annotation, molecular function: K48-linked deubiquitinase activity; cysteine-type deubiquitinase activity; calcium ion binding.
UCACCUCAAAUUAAACAAUAUGGCGCCACAGCAGCGAUGAAAAAUUAGUUUUGUUAUUUGGAAUGUGAUUAUAACCUUUCACUAUGGCUACGACUCCCGUCAAAUUGGACGUGCAAAGUGUUCAAGACAUCAGAAAUUUGUUGUGGGGUUCAGGAUUGAAAGACGAAAUAUUUGCAAGGUGGACACAAGGAUUUGUGUUCAGUGAAGAUGAGCCAACAGCAUUAGUGCAGCAUGAAGGCGGCCCAUGUGCAGUUAUUGCCCCUGUUCAGGCCUAUGUUCUAAAGGUGGCACUGUUUAACGAUAAUCCACACAAGGAAAUAUCUUCAGUUACAGAGGAGCAGGCAAAGGAUAUAUUAUGUACAGCUCUAACAGAAAUUCUCAUUGAUGUUGCAUCUGGUACUUAUAGAGUUGUCUCCCUUGACAACUCUUCCUCGGAACAAAAUCCAUCGAAUACUCAGGGCGCGUCAACGUCUGAUGCCGGAGCAAAACAGGAGGAGGAAGGGGAGAGGAGCCCUAAACGUCCACGGAUGGAUGAGGAUAUUUUCCAUUCACGACUCAGAUGCACUGAAUGUGAAGAUGAAGAUGCUCUCAGGACGUGUAUGAAAUCUCGCAUUCCAGAUUUCACAGAUGAAUUUGGUGUUUUAUUACAUUUAUACUCAGUUAUAUUGACCAAGGGUAUAGAACAAAUAAAAAAUGAAGUAGAAGAUCCUGGGGAGUCACUAAUAGACUCUAUCCAUGGUCAUGGGAGCCAAAGUUUGAUUAAUCUAUUACUGAGCGGGAAGGCUGUGACCAAUGUUUGGGACAAUGACAAAGAAGUCUGUGGCCUCAAACUACAUGGUAUACAUCGACAGGCAACGAUAGGUUUCCUUACACUACUAGAACACAUGAGGUACUGUAAGGUGAGUAUAAUUUUACCUACAGAACUACAUGGUAUACAUCGACAGGCAACAAUAGGUGUCCUUACACUGCUAGAACACAUGAGGUACUGUGAGGUGGGAUGGUACCUAAAGAACCCCCGCUAUCCUUUGUGGCUGCUGGGGAGUGAGACACACCUCACAGUCAUGUUUUCAAAGGAGGAGAAUCUAGUUGUGAGAGAAUCGCCUCAUCUCACUGCUAAACAGAUAUUCCAGUCGUUUGAUCCAGAAGGAAAUGGCUUUAUAUCAACAAUUCAGCUGGCAGAUCUUAUGAGUGCCUUAAAUCUAGUGUCUGAGAAAGAAUAUGUCGACAUUAUGACCACUAAGCUGGACGCUGAGAGUCUGGGUAUAAUCACCAUGCACUGUUUCAUGGAAGAGUUCUAUCCAGGGGAGAGCAACACUGAUACUCCACGGUCCUUUACGCUGUACCAUUAUAACGGACUUGCCAGGUCGUGUAUAGAAAACAAGGUGCGCUACCAAAGUGGGAGGGCCACAAUUCCAGAGGAACUUGAUGUCCAGGUCAUCACAGACGUAUCCACCAUGAAAAUGUGCUUGGAAACAAAAUGGCCGACAAUUGAAGUUACAUGGGACUCGGAUCACAUACCUUCACUUAAUUAGGGACUGCUUGGUGCUUACUCAUUAAUAAUGGUUCCUAUUCAGGCAAACGGACAGAAUUCUUUGUCAAAUAUAUUUAAUUUUGACAGGAUUUUCUGUCAAACUUACUAUGAUAAGAUUGUCUGUCAAAUGUAUUUUCUUUGACAUGGUUGUUAAAUUCAUCUUACUUAGACAGGAUUGUCUAUCAAAAUGUCUGCCUCUGUAUUAUUUUUGCCUAUUUUUCUCUCUUUUAAACCAGAGAGUAUUAAGCCUAGGGACAGCAAAUUCAAAAUGGGUGAAUUCAUUUUUAAGACUAGAAGGUAUUAUGUUCCAAUUUGAUUGUGCUUUCAGUCAAUUUUAUGCUUGGGGCCAAAAUUAUAUACUUUUUCUGUUUAACUCAUUCACACAUUUGAACUCUUCUAAUUCAAAGGUUGGAAUAGUUCAUUAUGAAAUUUCAGGGGUGAAUGAGUUAAAUGGGAAAGGUUCAUCUUACUAAGGAACACCAUUACCAAUGCCAGCAUUUAUAUCAUGAUUACAUUGGGAUCAAAGUAUGGAGAGAUGUUUCUGUACUGAUAUCUUGUACCUUGAUAUAUAACCUUUACCCUAGCCUUACAUACAAUAAGUUGUGAUGCCAUGAAGUACACAAUUAAUUUGUAGCGUGGGGUACUGGUCAGUGGGUUCUGUUGACGAGGAUUAUGUGACCAUACAGCAGCACUUAUACUGUGGAUGUUUUAUAUUUUUGUCCAGUGCUGAUUUGUAAGAUAAUUGAAUAUUCAUGAUUAAAUUCAUCAAAUUUUUCAUCACUAAUAUUUACAUUAAAAUCAUGCAACUUACCAUUAUUAAGCCUAUAAACCUGCUUGCUGUUAUAGACAACGGGUGCUCUUAGUGGGUCAUCAGGGCCAUGACUCAACAGUUAGGUGUUUUAAUACAUUAACUUAUGAUCACUAUGAAAUCAAAAUGUGAGCAUAGAUAUUUGACUAAGUGGAGUAUUAUAUUCUUUGAUUUAGAACUUAUCAUUUUAGUUUGCUGGAAUUUUACAAUUUUUAGCUGAAAAAACAGUCACUGUAGCUCUUUCCUGGGGUUAUUUCAACCAGGUGUGUUAAACAGGGGGUAAUUAUACACUGUGUAAGUCAAAUCCCAGGUAUAGUGGCACUGCUAAUGAAUGGGGACAUAAAUCCAGUACGAGGAAAUGUGACUGAGUUAUUAUCAUAUAACACAUUAUAUAACACUGUCUAGGAUCUUCUGUGGAGCAGUACUCUCUUACCCUUAUUAUCAGGGUACUGUCAUUUCACACCUAGUCUCCCUAUUAAUGUACUGUGAAGGUGUUGUACUGAUGCUUUGUACUGAUUCUGUUUACUUUGACUUGUUAGUUGCUUGAAUGUUAUGUUGAUACUGAUCCUUGCAUAUUUCACUGAAAUCAAAUCUACUGUUACCAUAUUAUAUCUCAUCAAUACUUGGUAAUAGUAGCAGGUUUUAGAAUUCUGGUCAGAAUGAACGGAGCUUCAAAUGCUCAUCUUCGAAAUUCAAAGGAUCCUGUCUCAUCACAUGUAUCUUCUAUAAACUCGUGGAAUAUGUCCCAGUAGGAUUGUAGGCUUUGUAUGCCACACCUUGUGGAUGUGAGUAGACUAGUUUUUAUCCUUUGAACCAUGUAAAAGAAUUGUGCAGCAGCAAAACGGUAAAAUUGACUGACUUUGAAGUCGGUUGUUGGUCCUCUGUAAUCAUCAAAGGACAGGUAUCAGCCUAGUGAUUGGUCUUUUAUUUUUAUACCUGAUUCCAAUCAAAUAUCUAAACAUGUGCCUUCCAUUUCAUCAUGACAUGUUCCGGGGGUGUAGGAAGAUAUGUGUUUGGAGAGCAGGUUUAGGAGAUGUCAAAUGCAUGGCUCUUAUCACUUUUAGUUAUUUUGAUUUUAUACAUCCAUGUUACUCAAUAAAUUAUGAGAUUUUCU